This is a messenger RNA of Fundulus heteroclitus (mummichog), 1240 nucleotides long. It is a transcript of the gene brms1, whose product is annotated as BRMS1 transcriptional repressor and anoikis regulator. The coding region runs from base 82 to 972 and encodes 296 amino acids. NCBI's taxonomy places the organism in Eukaryota, Metazoa, Chordata, Actinopteri, Cyprinodontiformes, Fundulidae. Gene Ontology annotation, biological process: negative regulation of transcription by RNA polymerase II. Gene Ontology annotation, cellular component: Sin3-type complex. The transcript has 10 exons. The record is from RefSeq and is a predicted model, not a curated record. Gene Ontology annotation, molecular function: histone deacetylase binding.
UCGAACCGAGCUAAACGCAACUCUUUAUUCGGCUCUAGGUGUUGUCGCUCUCUGUCGUUUUCUCGUUUUCUUUUUCACUCAAUGACAUCACGGAAGCUGCCGACGGUCAAGCUAGCUGGCUUCCAAGGAUGCGGACUUCCGCCCAUCAUGCCUGCCCAGCCCGCUGAUAGGGAGCCGGAGGAGGAGAUGGAGGCAGACGGAGAGUCGCAGCUCCCCGAAGCCAACGGAGAGGUGGAGGAACCAAAGGACGACGAGAGAACGGGGGGCGGGGGAGGAGAGGAGACGAUGGAGGAGAGCCUGGAGGAGAGGGACAGUGACAUGGAGGAGAGUGAGGAGGUAGAGGAAGAAGAGGAGGAGGAAGAGGAGAGUUCAGAGAUGGACGAUGAGGACUGCGAACGGAGAAGAGGGGAGUGUCUAGACGAGAUGAUGGAUCUGGAGAAACAAUUUCAGGAGCUCAAAGAGAAGUUGUUUCGGGAGCGGCUGAACCAGGUAAAGGUGAAGCUGGACGAGGUGCUGACGGGCAAGGCAGGAGAAUACAGAGAGCCGCUGGCUGCGCUGCAGAACAGCAUGCAGAUACGAACACAAGUGGCCGGAGUGUACCGGGACCUGUGUCUGCAGGUGAUCAAACACAAGCACGAGUGUGAACUUCAAGGGGCGAGGCAACACCUGGAGAGCGAGCGCUCCUUGCUGUUUGAUGCCAUGAAGGCAGAGCUACUGGAGAAGAUCCGCAGACUAGAGGAGGACAGGCAGAACAUAGACCUCACCUCAGAGUGGAGUGAUGAGCUGAUAGGCAAAAAGUGUAAAAAGAAGAAUCUGCUCGGUCGCUCAGAGAGAAAGAAGAAAGUUGCUCUAGUUUCAGGGCCGUUUAUCGUCUACAUGUUGAGAGACAUCGACAUCCUGGAAGACUGGACUGCCAUCAAGAAGGCAAAAGCAGCGCUCUCCCCACUAAAAAAGAAAGUUGAGAAGCGGUGAUGACAUGAGGACGCGAGCUGCAGAGACACCAAACCUAACCGAGGCGCUCGCCUUCCCAGUUUCCUCCUCCGCCACACUGGACUGAAACACAGCAGCUCCCACCGCUCCGCUGUUAAGGCCUUUGACCCGCACCUGCUGCAACCCCCCCCCCCCCACGACUGCUUGUUUGUUAUGUUGCUAUUUAAAAUACCUUCUUAAUGAAAAGACAACCAUGUAUUUAUAGAAUGAUUUAUAAUGCUGAUUAAAAGUUUAAUCUUUCGUGAAACGG